This is a messenger RNA of Sphenostylis stenocarpa, 492 nucleotides long. The record is from the annotation of a GenBank genome assembly. Lineage: Eukaryota; Viridiplantae; Streptophyta; Magnoliopsida; Fabales; Fabaceae.
AUGUCUGCUGGGAAGGUCCAAGAGGGUUCGAGGGUUUUGGUUUCAACUGGGUCUGAGGACUUUGUGGAUUCCUUGGUGGGGUUGACUUCCUCUCUGUUUGUUGUCCAUGACUCGCUUCUCGUGUUGGCCUGUGUCAAAGAAAAAUAUGACAGGGUUAAGUGCUGGCAAGGGGAGAUUGUACAUGUUCCUGAAAAGUGGGCUCCUUUUGAUGCUGUGUUUCUUUAUUUUCUUCCUGCGUUACCCUUCAAACUUGACCAAGUUCUGGGGUCUCUGUCUGGAAAAUGUGCUCCAGGUGGAAGAGUGAUUAUCAGUCAUCCCAAAGGGAAAGCAGUAUUAGAACAGCAACGACAACAGUAUCCAGAUGUAGUGGUUUCUGACCUACCUGAUAAAACAUAUUUACAAAGUGUUGCAGCUGCUCAAUCUUUUGAUGUGGCUGAAUUUGUGGAUGAACCUGACCUAUAUUUAGCUGUUUUGAUCUGCUCAAGGACGUGA